AUGGGCAGGAAAGGCAAGAUUAACGUUAAGGCUAAGGGCUUGAAAGGUUCUUUGAUAAGGUACCAGACAACAGAAAAGUUACACUCGAAAUUAAAGCAAAAACAUGAGCAUCUACAGAAAAAAGAGAAGUCUAUAAAAAAUUCUGGUGGGAGUAAGAAUGGCAAAAAGCCGUUGAAAUCGAAGUUCAUACCAUUCGAUAAGGAUUCAACCCUUUUGCUGAUUGGUGAAGGAGAUUUUUCAUACGCCAGAAGUAUUAUAGAAGAGGAAUACAUAAUGCCUGAAAAUUUGAUAGUUACCAGUUUUGAGAAGGAUUUAGAGCAGCUUGUAAACAAGUAUCCUACCACUGGUGAUGAUAACUAUAAAUUCUUAUUAUCUGUUGGUACCAAGGUUUUUUUUAAUGUUGAUGCGACUAAUCUAAUAAAAAGUUUAAACCUUUCUGAAAGGACGCCAUGGGCCAAAUUAUUAGGACGUGAGUGGGAUUUAAAGCCAUUGAAUAAUAUCAUGUUUAACUUUCCACACGGAGGCUACAAGAUUAAGGAUCAGCUGCGCAAUAUAAUGAUGCAUCAGAAUCUGGUGUUCAAAUACUUCAUUAAUUGCCAGCAGCUGCUCUCUUUGGUUAAUAAAUCUGUCAGCGCAAAGUCCAAUCGGUGUAUGGCAGGGUACGAUUUAGAGAGGGAGUCUGAGCGGCGGACGGCCAGAAACAUUAUUUUGGCAUUAUUUUCAGGAGAGCCAUACGAUUCUUGGGAAAUCAAAAGACUUGCAAGAAAGGCUGGACUCCGGUUGGAAAGGUCCAAUAAAUUUGAAUGGGAAAAUUAUCCAAGAUACCAUCACAGAAGGACAAAUGGUGAAAAUGAUACAACCAAGCCCGCUGCUGAGAGAGAUGCUAGGAUUUAUAUUUUUGAAGAGUUUAUCGAGGACGAAGAAUCCCAGUCUUGA
Molecule: messenger RNA, 936 nt
Organism: Eremothecium sinecaudum
Lineage: Eukaryota; Fungi; Ascomycota; Saccharomycetes; Saccharomycetales; Saccharomycetaceae
Gene: BMT5
Product: 25S rRNA (uracil2634-N3)-methyltransferase
Exons: 1
Coding region: 1-936 (311 amino acids)
Biological process (GO): rRNA base methylation
Cellular component (GO): cytoplasm
Molecular function (GO): rRNA (uridine-N3-)-methyltransferase activity
Source: RefSeq, a predicted model, not a curated record